Molecule: messenger RNA, 2355 nt
Organism: Paecilomyces variotii
Lineage: Eukaryota; Fungi; Ascomycota; Eurotiomycetes; Eurotiales; Thermoascaceae
Product: G2/mitotic-specific cyclin cdc13
Exons: 4
Coding region: 112-2274 (720 amino acids)
Biological process (GO): mitotic cell cycle phase transition; regulation of cyclin-dependent protein serine/threonine kinase activity
Cellular component (GO): cyclin-dependent protein kinase holoenzyme complex; cytoplasm; nucleus
Molecular function (GO): cyclin-dependent protein serine/threonine kinase regulator activity
Source: RefSeq, a predicted model, not a curated record
UUGGGCGCCUACAACCAGCAGUAAACAUCUUAGCUUCUACUGCAACCCACACCGCACAAUCCAAUUACAAACUCGUACACGCAGUUUGUGACGUCUGGAUCAUCAAUCAAAAUGGAUGCAAAGCCGCAGCGGAUCCGCGUCCGUACCGAUGAAAACGCACCUCUUGCUCUGCCCGGAAAGACCAUCCAUCAGCGCAACAAGUCCACCCCUGCGUUGUCUGCAUUGGCCCAGACUGCUGGCCUCAAGACUGGUAUGAGGCGCGCUGCAUUCGGUGAUGUGAGCAACACCACCAAUCCAGUGCGUUCUGCUAGGGACGAUUCUGCCUUGGCCGGCAAGAACCUCCCAGUCGUCCCAGAGAAGGGUGGCGUGGUUAUCCAGGAAAAGAAGCCCACUGUCCUGUCGCAGCCAGCUCAUCGUCCCUUGUCGGUUGCAGGCAUCAAGGGAAUCUUGAACAACGUGGGCCACUCUAGGUCGUCUGACAUUUCCGCAAGACAAAGCUCCCAGCCUACUGCGAAUGCCCGGAAGCUCCUCACCAAGCGAAGCAACGCUGUCUUCAAAGAUCCUGUCCCUAGCUUGCCCGCCACCAAAGAGACUGUUGAGGUGUCUACGGAGGAGGUCAAAGAGGACAACGCAUCACAGAAUAUCGCUCCGAGUCAGAAGGAAGACACAAAGGAUAGCGAGACAUCAGAGACUCAUGUCGAACUCUCUAGCGACGUUGAAGCCCCAGAGAAAUAUUCAGCUGUCCGAUCUGAUGGACUCAUCAUCGAUGAGGAGGCUGAAGUCAAGAUCUAUGGCGAUGCCUGCGGCGUGCAGGAAUCGAAGGGAACCAAAAACGACGCGGCUCGCACGGCCAGCGUCGAUGUGGGCGAUCAAGACAUUGCUAUCCCUGUCAGCAAGAUACCAAACGACUCGAUCAAUCUAGCACAUGCGCGAUAUGAACACGGACCCGCCAACUCAGAACCGGAAGAAUACUGGGACGACGAAGACGACGAGAACGAGGAGGACGAUGGCUAUGUUACAGCACGCUCCUACCGCUCACGUGGGGACAAUACAACUGGAGGUGCAACCACUGUCUUGUUCCCCAAGUACAACCAGAAGGUCAAGCGUGAAAUAGCCAUGGCGAAACAAAUUGUCGAAGCUACUCGAACCCAGGAGGACAUCGACGACGAAGACUGGGACACCAGCAUGGUUGCAGAAUAUGGCGAUGAGAUCUUUGAGUACAUGAGGGAGAUGGAGAUCAAGAUGCUGCCGAACGCAUACUACAUGGACAACCAGGCGGAGAUCCAGUGGUCAAUGCGCUCCGUACUCAUGGACUGGCUGGUGCAGGUUCACCACCGCUUCUCACUGCUUCCAGAAACCCUUUUCCUUUGUGUCAACUACAUCGACCGUUUCCUUUCCUGCAAGAUCGUCUCGCUUGGAAAGUUGCAGCUUGUGGGUGCGACAGCGAUAUUCAUUGCUGCCAAGUAUGAGGAAAUCAACUGCCCAUCUGUGCAGGAGAUCGUCUACAUGGUGGACGGCGGCUAUACUAUCGAUGAGAUCCUCAAGGCCGAACGCUUCAUGCUCAGCAUGCUCCAGUUUGAGCUUGGCUGGCCCGGCCCAAUGAGCUUCCUUCGGAGAAUCAGCAAGGCUGACGACUACGACCUCGAAACGAGAACCCUAGCCAAGUACUUCUUGGAGAUCACUAUCAUGGAUGAGCGUUUCGUCGGUAGCCCGCCAAGCUUUGCUGCUGCUGGCGCCCAUUGCCUUGCGAGAAUGAUGCUCCAGAAGGGAACCUGGACUCCUGCUCACGUCUACUACUCCAACUACACGUACUCUCAGCUGUACCCGCUUGUGUCUCUUAUUCUUGAGUGCUGCGAGAACCCUCAAAAGCAUCAUUCCGCCGUCUUCGAGAAGUACACGGACAAGCGCUUCAAGCGCGCCUCUCUCUUCGUCGAAGCUGAGAUGAAGAAAGGUUUUCGCCUUCCUGAAACGCCCAAGGAUAGCUCAGCUGUCAGUUCUGCCGCGCCGCGGACUAUGGUUACUCCUGGAAGCGCAGGUAGACGGAGCAGAAGUCCUCAUGCUUACAUUUUUACUACGGAAGGUCACGACGCGUACGAUUACAUGACACUCACAUGUGAUAUCACUUCCGGACACGGUCUCUGGGUCUUAUCUAUCCCCAAACUUCACUAUGUCCCUUUGCAGCACCGUUCAGCAUAUCUUUUUCUUUUUUCCAUAUCAACAUCAAGAGACUUGGUUCCUUUUUUUGCCAGUUUCUUGGUUGAGACCCUUUCGUGAAUAGGGAUGAGGCAUGUGGGCAAAGUUGCGGUUACUCGAUUCGCACCUCAACUGGCGACUAGUACUACCUACGCACGUCCC